GCUGGGUUGGAGUGUUCGUGGAGGCUCAGAGCGCCGCUGUCACUCCUCAGUGUGGCGUUCCGCUUCUCCUCACUCCACUAACGGAUUCUCCCUGAAACAAACUCUCGACUCUGCUCCCCACCGUACACUGCCGGAUAACUGAAAGAACGAUACAGUGCCAGUAAAGCUUCAUCUUCUGCAGCUGUGUUUGGACGCACAGUGUGAACGUUUCCCUCUCAUAGUGUCUACACUACAGUGUGUGUACCAUGGCUUCUAAACCUCACCCUCCGCUGAUGAAGAAACACAGUCAGACAGACCUGAUAAGCCGUCUAAAGAGUCGAAAGAUCCUGGGGGUUGGCGGUGAAGAUGACGAUGGAGAGGUGCAUCGUUCAAAGAUCAGUCAGGUGCUGGGAAAUGAGACAAAGUUUACAGUGCGAGAGCCGAUCGGUCUGAGGGUGUGGAUCCUCCUCUCAGCCGUGGGCUUCACAGUUAUGGCCCUAAUCGCCCUGCUGUUUCCCAACCAGCUCUAUGAGGUUGUGUUCGAGGAGGAGCUUUCCACAACGAGCAUCUCCAUUCGCCUUUAUGGAGGAGCACUGCUCAGCCUGGCCCUCAUCCUGUGGAAUGGUGUUUAUACGGCAGAGAAGAUCAUCAUCCAGUGGACUCUGCUCAGUGAAGCCUGCUAUUUUGCCGUCCAGUUUCUAGUGACUUCUAUCACCUUAUUGGAAAUUGGCACCAUGCCCAGUGCUGCAGUGCUCCUUCUCCUCAGUCGAAUCUUCUUCCUGGUGGUCACCAUGGCGUACUACUACCAUCUUGGCCGUAGGCCAAAGAAGAUCUGAGUUGCCGACACAUUGCCACCAGGGAGGGAACAGCUCUGCACAAAUCACAAAUACGGGGCCAUGAGGUUUAUAACAUUGUUGGGACUGGGGUUCAGAGCAUUAUACACCCCCCCCCUUUCUCUUUCAUGGGGUCUUUCCCCUUUUUAAGCUUGACUAGCCAACAGAUAAGCACAGUCUCACAUUCCAGACACUAGAAAAAAACAUGGUAAAAGUGAAUUACUCUGUGGGUGACUGAGGUCAGACCCCGCUCGACACGCAUUCCUCUUUUGUGCAGGUCUGAGUGCCCUUAUUAUACAGAAGGAGCUGUUUCUCAUGUGUUGCAUUCUUGUAUUUCCUAUAUGGUGUGACUGGAUAUGUACAGAGUCAUUUCAAACAGAAAACCCUGUUCUUCAUGUAGAGCUACAGGGUGGAUUCAGUAUUCUGUGUUGGCUCUUUGAUAAUAUGUUGUAUCUUAACACAGCUUAGAAAUGUCACACCGAAGCCAAGAGUUUGGGCCUUAAUUACUUUCUUGUUUGUUGUUAAUUCUGAAUGUACAUUAUCAUGUGUACUGAAGCCAAGCCUCGGUACCUGUGCUUUCACUCUCCAGUGAACAUGCUGAAUGAAAAAAACAAACAACAACAACAAAAAAAAUCAGCCUUGCUUAGUGUAUCUCAAACUCUGAUUCAGAUUUAGACGCUAAAACUCAAUUCUGCAUGAGUGGCAUUUUUGCUUCACUUAUUCUAGUGUGAACACAAAGAAAAACUCUUAUCCAGAUUCAGACGAACGGAAAUGUUCAGUCUAAAUGUUUUUCAGGGACAAGUGGUAUUAAGAUGAUCUACCAAAGUAAAUAGGCAGGGGUACACAUAACUGGUACUCAUGGUGCUCAUGUGUGCAAAACAUCAUUGAUGCACAGCAGAGGGAACCACUUUUCCUACAAUCUGUCAUUGCUUUCCUCGUAUGAAGCACUUCCCUGGUGUUUUCUGCUGCACAUCAUUUAUUUUUAGCACGCACAAGUACCAUGAGUACCAGUUAUGUGCAUGCCUGUAAAUAGCGAGAUGUUGUUUUAUGUACACAGUAUUUCCUGCUUUUAAGCUUGACAGUCACUUGCACUGACUUAGAAAUGAGCAUAAAAGUAAAUCUCACUUUACACACUGCUGUGCGUGCACUGCUUGGCACAAUCUGAGCAUAUGUGAUCUUACAGGAAGUAUUUAACAUUCUGAUCAUUGCUGUAAAUGUCACAAGCUAAUCUAGUCAGUGUAGAGAGCACAUAAAACCUGAGCUUGUUCUUCAUUUAGUCAUGUAGCAAGAACUUUUUAAACUUUCUUUCAUUCAUUCUUUUAAUUGGCUCAGGGGUCACUACCAGCCCGGCUCGUGGCGAUUACCUGCCCUCCAUGUUUUCCAUACAGCCUGCAGCCACAGCUGAUUAGUCAAGUCUGGUGUUUCCUUGCUCUUGAUCGGCUGAACACACCUGACUGAGUUAAUUAGCAGAAAGCCGUGGAAAACACGAGGGCAGGUGAUCUCCACAUGCAGGGUUUGUGACCCCUGACGUAAACCAUAUUCUUAGUUUUGCCUUAAAACUACUUACAAGAAACUGUUUGUUGUACAUUUGUAAAUUAAAGUAUUUACCAAAUUUUGAUGUUCUUGUGGACCAAACGAGGAACAUGUUCAGUAUUAGUUGACUGAUUUUUUUUUUUUUUUAAACGUUAAUUCCUCUCUCAGUAAGAUGGUGUGUCUGAUUUUGUACUUAUUUAAGUGAUAUUUGUGUUUUGAUGUAAUGCAUGCAGUGUACUCCUCCAAAUAUAUAGCUCAAUGUGUAGCAAGCUUGGUAACAUCAAGUGUUAUGGCUGUGAAGAACAUAUUAGCCAGUUAUUGCAGCAGUCACAGGGCAGCCAGACAAUGACUAGUUUGUUUUGUUUGUUUUUGCAUUAGACAAUUGAACUGGAUGUGCUUUCAAUCUGAUAUCACCAAACACUUUUCAGUACUAUCUCUACCUCCCAAUACUUUGACUUGCCCUCAGGUACACGGCAUCCAAACACCAUAAUUAAUAGCUUUGCCAUCAAUCCUAAUUUAUUGACUCCGCUCUGUGUGAUCUGUAUCACCAAAGGCCAGU
This is a messenger RNA of Thalassophryne amazonica, 2904 nucleotides long. Its product is annotated as tumor protein p53-inducible protein 11-like. The transcript has 8 exons. The coding region runs from base 246 to 815 and encodes 189 amino acids. NCBI's taxonomy places the organism in Eukaryota, Metazoa, Chordata, Actinopteri, Batrachoidiformes, Batrachoididae. The record is from RefSeq and is a predicted model, not a curated record.